AUGCCUUUCUUCAGCGGUAAAUGUCUGAGUACAGCCAAGCUGGUUGGCAAGACUGCCAUUAUAACUGGCUGCAACACGGGAAUUGGAAAGGAAACCGUCUUGGAUUUUUAUAAAAGAGGCGCUAAAGUAAUAAUGGCGUGUCGGAGCCUGGACAAGGCGGAAGAGGCGAAAUCUGAUAUUGAGGAGCGUUGCAAGGAUUUAAAAGAUACUGGCAACAUUGUCCUAGCUAAAUGCGACCUCGCCUCUUUGAAAUCAGUGAGAGAAUUUGCAGAGAAUAUUUUAAACACUGAACCACAGGUUAAUAUUCUGGUUAACAAUGCUGGUGUUAUGAUGUGCCCCAAAACUGAAACUGAAGAUGGCUUUGAAAUGCAAUUCGGGACCAACCAUUUAGCACAUUUCUUGCUGACCAUGCUUCUAUUGCCUCGUAUCAGGAACAGCAAGCCAGCUAGGAUUGUAACUGUGUCUUCUAGGGCACAUAUAAGGUAUGGCAUCAACUUUGAUGACUUGAACUACAAGAAGCGCCGCUACAACGCGGCUGAAGCGUAUUCGCAGAGCAAGCUCGCCAAUGUGCUAUUCUCCAGAGAGCUAGCAGCUAAACUAAAGGAGCAUAACAUAGAAGGUGUGAACACAUACAGCCUGCACCCGGGCGUGGUGCAGACAGAGUUGGGUCGUCACUUCAAUGAGACGCUGUUCUGGGGCGCGCGGAAGAUCAUCGGCUUCAUGCUGUACCCGUUCAUGAAGUCAGUGGAGCUCGGCGCACAGACCACUAUCUACUGCGCUGUGGACGAGAAGUGCGCUAAUGAAACCGGCUUGUAUUACGCUGAUUGUGUGCCAACCAACACAUCAGCUAAAGCUGAAAAGGAUGAAAACUGUAAGAAAUUAUGGGACAUGUCAGUCGAGCUGGUGAAGUUGGGAGACUACAACCCUUUCACUGCACCCGAUCCCGGCGUAAAGAACAAUUGA
Spodoptera littoralis (African cotton leafworm) is the source of this 963-nucleotide messenger RNA. The record is from the annotation of a GenBank genome assembly. Lineage: Eukaryota; Metazoa; Arthropoda; Insecta; Lepidoptera; Noctuidae.